GCGUCUCGGCCGCCCCCCCCCGGCAGCCCUCCCUCCCAGCGCCAUCCACGCGCGGCGUGCGCCGCGGAUGCCCUCGCGGCCGCGGCCAUGGGCGGCGCGCAGGGCGCGCGGAGGGGGGGCGACUGCCCGGACGAGGAGCUCGGGCUGCAGGACGACGUGUUCCCGUGGUUCCACCUGGUGCAGUGGUCGGCCGAGGACGCCAAGGCGAACUGCGUCUUCAGCUGGGACCUCGCCCGCAUCCAGGAGAGCGUGGCCGCGCUCACGCAGGACGGGGUUGCCUGGUCGGGUCGGCCGGUGGGCGGGGAGCUGCAGAGGGUUAACCUCGACGGGUCCUGGAGGCAGAGGGUGGGCACGGCCAGCUGA
Prorocentrum cordatum is the source of this 363-nucleotide messenger RNA. The record is from the annotation of a GenBank genome assembly. Lineage: Eukaryota; Dinophyceae; Prorocentrales; Prorocentraceae.